Molecule: messenger RNA, 2980 nt
Organism: Oncorhynchus mykiss (rainbow trout)
Lineage: Eukaryota; Metazoa; Chordata; Actinopteri; Salmoniformes; Salmonidae
Product: noelin
Biological process (GO): signal transduction
Source: RefSeq, a predicted model, not a curated record
GUUACAUCCGGUUUCAGCACCACGGCUAGCUCCUUCCCGCAUUGUCGUGAUUUAGGUCGUGCACCCCUCUGCUUGUUUUGCGGGGCCAACUUCUGACUAAAGGCUGUUGGAGUUGUGAUUUGAGAAAGCUUUAUGUUUUUUCUUUCCAUGUUUCGCAUUCGAGGUGGCUGACAGAAGGAGGACAUAGGGAAGAGGAUCUUCAUCACAACGCACUGAGAUGCAUUGAACAUCAUGCAGUGACGGCACCUCACCAAAUUUAUUAUUUACCUUUAUUUUAGUGCUCAGCUCUGCAACGAAGAUUGCAAGACGACACGUAUAAGAGGAAGAAGACCAUAGUGGAAAAGACAAUCUGCAUGUGAAAGUACUGGAUCUGGUGCUAUCGGAGGCAAGAGAUGCAGCCUACAAGCAAGCUUCUGAGUCUCACCCUCCUCGUCUUGAUGGGCACUGAACUCACCCAAGUGCUGCCAGCCAACCCCGAGGAGUCAUGGCAGGUGUACAGCUCAGCUCAGGACACCGAGGGCCGCUGUGUAUGCACCGUGGUGGCGCCUCAACAGACCAUGUGCUCGCGGGACGCCAGGACCAAACAGCUCCGGCAGCUGCUAGAAAAAGUCCAGAACAUGACCCAGUCUAUCCAGGUGCUGGACCAGCGGACCCAGAGAGACCUGCAAUACGUGGAGAGAAUGGAGGUCCAGCUGAAAGGUCUGGAGACCAAGUUUAAACAGGUGGAGGAGAACCACAAACAGAACAUUGCCAGGCAAUAUAAGGCAAUAAAAGCGAAAAUGGAGGAACUUAGACCAUUGAUACCAGUGUUGGAGGAGUACAAAGCUGAUGCAAAAUUGGUAUUGCAGUUUAAAGAGGAAAUCCAGAAUCUGACGUCUGUGCUAAAUGAACUUCAGGAGGAGAUUGGAACCUAUGACUACGAGGAGCUACAAAACAGAGUGUCAAAUCUUGAAGAGAGGCUUCGUGCGUGCAUGCAAAAAUUAGCAUGUGGGAAGCUGACAGGAAUCAGCGAUCCAAUCACAAUUAAGACGUCUGGAUCAAGGUUUGGAUCCUGGAUGACUGACCCCCUGGCACCUGAGGAUGACACUAGGGUGUGGUACAUGGACGGCUACCACAACAACCGAUUUGUGCGGGAGUACAUGUCCAUCUACGACUUUAUGAAUUCCGACAACUUCACGUCUCACCGCCUCCCCCACCCGUGGUCAGGCACGGGUCAGGUGGUCUACAACGGCUCCAUCUACUUCAACAAGUUCCAGAGCCACACCAUCAUCAAGUUUGACUUCAAGACCUCCGUCAUCAGCAAGUCACGCCAGCUGGACUAUGCCGGCUACAACAACAUGUACCACUACUCCUGGGGAGGCCACUCAGACAUCGACCUCAUGGUGGACGAGGGCGGGCUCUGGGCCGUCUAUGCCACCAAUCAGAACGCGGGGAACAUUGUCAUCAGCAAACUGAACCCCAACACCCUGCAGAUCGUCAAGAGCUGGACCACCAAUCACCCCAAGAGGAGCGCAGGAGAGGCCUUCAUGAUCUGUGGUACGCUAUAUGUCACCAAUGGCUACUCCGGUGGGACCAAGGUGUACUAUGCCUUUAGCACCAACUCGUCCACCUACGAGUACAUUGACAUACCGUUCCAGAAUAAGUACUCUCACAUCUCCAUGCUGGACUAUAACCCUAAAGACAGAGCGCUGUAUGCGUGGAAUAAUGGUCACCAGGUGCUGUACAAUGUUACCUUGUUCCACGUCAUUCGCUCCGAGCAGGAGCAGUAGAUAGCUAGCCAUGCUGUGACCUUCUAAUUCUACGGCAGACCUGGGUUCAAAUACUAUUUGAUUACGUUCAAAUAUUUUUUAGCAUUUGCUUUAGCCUGCUUGGAGUGUAAGAUGGGCGGGGUUUGUAGUUUUGCAACAGUUACAUUGGUUCCAUUGCACCAGGCAAGCUCAAUCAACCUUGGCUAGAUCAACUGAAUUUGAACACAGGUCUGGUCCACAGAUUUUUCAAAGUAGGGGAGAUACGUAACUCACAUCAAAGUUUAUUGGAAAUGUAUGCAGAUGUGCAGAUGUAAUCACAGGCGCAGCAAAAUACUAAGUGCUUCUAGCUCAGGGUUCACCAAACUAGGUCCUCGGGACCCCAAGGGGUACACAUUUUGGUUUUUGCCCUAGCACUACAAAGCUGAUUCGAAUAAUCAACUAAUCAUCAGAUUUGAUCAUUUGAAUCAGCUGUGUAGUGUUAGGGCAAAAAACAAAACCUGCACCUCUUGGGGUCCAGAGGACUUGAGUUUGGGAAACGCUGUGUAACGCCAACAGUGUAGUAAUAUUUAGCAAUAAAAAAUAAAUACACACAUAAUCCAGAAACAUUUAAAUACAUUAAGAAAUUAAGAAACAUGAGAACGAGCAAUGUCAGAGACCGGAAUAUAAAUAUAUAUACAUAUAAUGGUGUCUAAAGACAGUACGGGCAGUAAAUGAUUAGAAAACGUGUGUACAGCAGUAGUUAUAUAGGAUGAGCCAUUACUAGAAUACAGUAUAUACAUAUAAAGUGGGUAGAACAGUAUGUAAACAUUAUUAAAGUGACCAGUGUUCAAUGACUGUAUGUACAUAGGGGCUGUAGUCUCUAAGGUGCAGGGUAGAGUACUGUGGAAGUAGAGAAGUAUACUCAGUAACAAGAAAUAAAGUACAUCAUGAUAUAUAAUGUGUAGAAGGUAUAGAAACAGAAUGUAAGAACAGGUACCGAAAAGGUAAUGCCUUUCUUGAUUUAGAUGACUUCAAAAGUCUUAUAUUGAUUGUGUUUUUAUGGAAUUACCCACUCUUGACUUCUUUCAUCACAGAGGAAUAGUGCAGCCUAAUGUAUCGUAGUGUAGAAUUGAAUUACUCUAGAAGCUGAAGGGAUAUGAAAUCCUGGGCCUUGUUGAUCAAACUAUAUUAAACCAAACUGUGGGACACAACACACAAUCAUGACCACUUUCCCCAGGUGGGUGCUACUCAUU